Messenger RNA from Epinephelus fuscoguttatus (brown-marbled grouper), 3103 nucleotides. RefSeq names its product lamin-B1-like. Bases 26 to 2431 code for a protein of 801 amino acids. The record is from RefSeq and is a predicted model, not a curated record. NCBI's taxonomy places the organism in Eukaryota, Metazoa, Chordata, Actinopteri, Perciformes, Serranidae. The transcript is spliced from 21 exons.
GACACACAACAUUCAGCAGCACUCCAUGAUGCUCUUCCACGCAGACAAAAGGGCCCUUAAAUCUCAUCUCAGACCCCUCAGUGUUCUGGUUUUCCAUCUCCUCCUAACACACUCCUGUAGAGGUCAGUCUCAGCUGAUUGGCUCCUCUCAGCCAAUAGUAGCAACACUUGGGGAUGACAUCAUUUUGCCAUGUCGUCUGGAGCCUGCGGAAGAUGUUACUGGCUUGACGUUGGAGUGGACGAGACCUGACCUGAACCCCAGAUUUGUCUACGUGUGGCGUUCUCAACAGGAACUUGUGGGUAAAAAACACAAGUCCUUUGAGGGAAGAACAUCACUGUUCGUCGAUGAGCUGAAGUUUGGAAACAUUUCACUGAGACUGUCCAAAGUCAAACUCUCUGAUCACGGAACAUACAGAUGUUUUAUUCCAGCACUGGCCAGGCACACUGUUGUUCAUCUAGUUGUUGGUGCUGCGUCCUCACCUGUCAUCAGUUUAGCAGGGAUCGACAGAGACAAGGGGGGAGUGGUGUUACAGUGUGAGUCUGCAGGCUGGCAUCCAGAGCCUGAGGUGUUGUGGCUGGACGGUGAGGGAAAGCUCCUCUCUGCUGGACCUACAGAGACAGUCAGAGGUCCUGAUGACCUCUAUACUGUCAGCAGCAGAGUGACUGUGGAGAAGAGACACAGCAACAGCUUCACCUGUAGAGUCCAACAGAGGAACAUCAACCAGACCACAGAGACACACAUCCAGGUUCCAGAUGAUUUCUUUCAGGUCCAGUCCACUCACUCUUCUGUCACAACUGGCUUGGCUGUUGGUUUAGCUGUGUGUGUCCUGAUUAUUGUGUUACUUCUCUUUGUGGUGUGGAAAUGGAGACAAAACAUAAUCAAGACCAAGAGAGGCCACAGUGAGGAAGAAAUAGAGGCUUUAAAGGGAAAAGGGAAGGAAGAGAGCAAACACCUUCACGAGGAGCAGCAGAGGAGGGAGGAGGCAGAGAGGGAAGUUCAGACCCUGAAAGAGGAGCUGGAGACCAAGAAGACUGAGUAUGAAAGUAAACUAGCUGAAGUCCAGCAACAACUGCAGAGCCUGAAGGAGGAGCUGGAGACCAAGACCAGGGAGUUGGAGGAAAACAAAGCUGCUCAGUCUGUGUCUUGGUUUAACUUGACGAUAACCACCAAGCAGACACUCGAGAACGAGCAGCAGAGGAGAGAGCAAGCUGAGAAACAAGUCCAGGACCUGAAACAGAAACUGAAUGACAAGAUUAAAGAGCUCCAGGAGGAGCAGCAGAGGAGGGAGGAGGCUGAGAAUAGAGUGAAGACCCUGGAAGAGGAGCUGAAGAUCAAAGAGGAUGAGGUCCAGAUGCACCAUGUGCUCCAUGCUGAACAGCAAAACACCACACUGUCAGGCAAACUGAGUUUAAAGUUAAAGAAGCUGAAACAUAAGCAACAUCUCCAGCAGCAGAGCGAGGAGGAAGCUGAGAAGGAAGCUCAGACCUCGAAGGACAGUGGUGUAGUUGAUGAGACUGAAGACAAUCAAGCUGAAGUCCAGCAGCUCCAAAAUGAGAAUCAGAGGAUGGAGAACAACCAGCAGACCCUGAACCAAAAGUUGGAGAACAUCCAACAUUCUACUGCAGGAGACAACAAUGAAGAUCUGCCAGAGAACAAUAAUCGGGAUCACAAUCUGACCAGCCCAGCCAAUCAGGACUCAGCCAAGAGUCACAUUACUGUGGAUGAGGUCGACGUGCACGGCAAACAUGUUCGUCUCAGCAACAAGUCUGAAAAGGACCAACCAAUGGGAGACUGGGAAUUACAUAUACGAGUCAACAACAGAAAACCCAUGGAAUACCAUUUUAAGCCCUCGUUCAUACUGAAGGCUGGAAACACUGUCACUAUCUGGGCUCAUGGCCAUGGUGUCUGGUUUGAGAAGUCUACUGACCUGGUGUGGUCGAGCCAGAAACCCUGGGGCACUGGAGAACAACUGCUUGUCACCAUCUACAGCAACACUGGAGAGGUGGAGGCAAGCAAAAUGUUGGAGCUUGGGAGCUCUCAGACGUACCAGGAGAAGAUUAUCUGCAUGACUAGUCAGGAUUCAGCAACGGGACCCAUCACUGUGGAUGAGGUCGAACUGAAGGGCGAAUAUGUUCGUCUCAGCAACACGUCCGAUAAGGCCCAAGAAUUGAAGGACUGGGAAUUGCAUAUACAGGUCAACUACAGAAAACCCAUCGUGUACAAAUUUUCUUCCUCAUUCAUACUCGUGGCUGGAAACACUGUCACAAUCUGGUCUUCAGAUCAUCCUGCCAGAAACGAUCCUCCCACUGACCUGCUGUGGCAGAACCAGAAGUCCUGGGGCACUGGAGAACAACUGCUGGUCACCGUCUACAACAACACUGGAGAGGAAAUGGCCACAAAAUUGAAAACACCAAAUAUCUCUGAUGGGUAAUCCAGAAAACUUGAAAACACCAGGUCAUCUUCCAGCGUUUAUCUCCCUGAAGACAUCAUGUAGUGGGAAAAUGCUGCUCUGGAGAAGACUGACAUUCUUUACGUUGUAGAGCUGCUUAAGUCUCACAGUAACACAACUCAGUUCCUGAUGUGGACAUGGGUUAAAGGUGUCUUCUUUGAAUAAGUUGUUUACUUCACAUGCUACCACUUCUCUUGUUUUAUUCUUGGCUCAGAGCCAAAGAUGAUACUCAUGUAAAAAAUGGUGAUGCAUGAACUAAAGGUGUCUGUGAAAGUUUAGGGUGGAUAUAUACGGAAAAAACAGACCACAAGAAGACUGAUACACACUUUCAGCUAGAAAAUUUCUUGUUGAUUCAUUCACUUUCAAGUAUGAAUACAAAGACCACAAACAGCUCCAAAUCAGCGUUGGAGAGGGGUGGGUCUUGCAGGUCUGGUCUGUGGGAGCUGUUCUGGCUGCUGCUCAAUCGUGCAGGUCCCCUCCGUGAGAAUUUGUGAAUCCUAGGAUGGCGAAGGAUCAGCCUGCAUUACUCUGCCUCUGAUUGGCUUACCCUGACAUUCCUACCAUGAACUUCACUCCUCUUGCCUCAGCCUAACCAAUUCAGCCUAUAUCAUCUUGUUGUCAUCAACAGAUAAAAGCCAAAAAAAAUCAUGUUUG